AUGGAGCUGAACGACGUUGCCAACGACACUGUCCAUCCCGAAGUUCGGGCUCACAUCAACAGCUUGGUGUCUGCUCUCGGCGGCAACAGUGCAGACGACGAUGGACAGUACAAGCUGGGAGACGACGCCCUGGAAGUCCUGCGUGACAUAAAGAAAUGGAUCCGAUUCUACGACGAGAAGACCAACCGUAUGGAUGUUGCCCGGUGUCUAGCGGAAGCCAACCUCAUCGGCGGCGAUCUGCUUCAGAUCAUCGCGCUCUGGCCCGAGAAUGCUACCGAAAACAGGCUCAAGGCGAGGCUGGCCUUGGCCUGCUACGAGAUUAUGGCUCCCCUGACCUGGCCCAUCGAGAAAGACCCGGAGAAGAUGACUAUCAACCACCACAGACACCUACCGGUUCUCCAGCUCGCGCAGCUGGGCUACAAACGAGACAUCAUCAACUAUGACGGGGCGCAGAUCUUGCACACCGCCGUCCGGGUCGCUCUACCGUCCAUGGCCAUGCCGAUCGGCGACCGGAGUGCGAGAGACCAGGGCAUCAUCCGCCUCGUGCUGUUCUUUCUCAGGAACAUGGCGAUGGUCGCGCCACCCCCCGGAGUCAAGUACGACGGCGACGAGUCCCAGAUAUCGCGCUCCGCCACGAUAGAUGCCUUCUCUUACCAAGACAUCCUCCUGACGCUGUUGACCAUCGCAUCCAACAUGGGCGACGACUUCCGGUCCGAGGAUGUAAUCGUCAUGGAGAUCAUCUUCCAUCUCGUCAAGCGAGUCGAGGUCGACAAAAUGUUUCUCAACGAGCAACAACUCAACAAAGCGAAGGCACACGAGCUGACCGCGGUCAUGAAUAAGGAAGCCGCCAUGCUUCGGGCCUAUAAUCGCAAGGCGCCGACCCGACACAAUCGAUUCGGUACCAUGGUCUGGGUGAAGAGAGAUGACGGCAAGAUGAAGUCGCUGUCUGGGCAAGACGCGCUUGCUGACGCUGCCUCUCGCGAAUUGAAAAUGGAUAACUCCAAAACCUUCCGACCGCCGCGCAGGGCCAGGAGGGACGAUAUGGAGCCCAAGGACCUGGGCCCGCCAGUCUCUCUGAACCCGAGAGCGAACGACCAACUUCGUGGGUUCGUCGAAGAGUUCCUCGACUCUGGCUUCAACCCGCUCUUCCAGCAGGUGCGCAAGUCUCUCGACCGGGAAGCACCACACGUGCUCCACUACCACAGAGCACAGUUCUUCUACCUCGUAGCAUGGUUCUUGGAGGCGGAGCGAGCUCGGAGGAAGAGCAAGAAGGGCUCAAACCCUUCCAAGCAGGACGAUGUUAAUAGCUUCAACCUUGUUGCAGGUGUCCUCAACCAAGAGAUGUUUAUCAGCUUGAACCGAGCCAUUGACCGGUCUUACAACGAGAAGGACUGGCAGGAGCUGACAACGGUCAUGCGCUGCUUUACCCAGAUUCUCCUGACCGUGCAAGAGAUGUCGGAAUCGAGCAACGAAGACGACCAGGACAUUGCCGAGAAUAUUCUCAACCGACUGUUCUACGAGGAGUCGACGCAUGAUGCUGUGGCCAACAUUGUGAGGACAUACAAAGACCAGGGGUUUGAGUAUCUCGACGCGUGCACCGAGCUCACCCACACAUAUCUCCGCAUCCUCGAGGCCUACUCUAAACAGAAUGCCGACCUCCAGGUCCGUACGAGGCGGCGAACACGGAAGAAGAAGAAGGCUGCCAAGGCCGCCGCCGGCGAGAAAGAGGAAGGCGACCAAGAGGAUGCAGACGAUGACUCUGCCAAUGACGAGGCAGACGCACAGCGCACAACGAGCGAGCGCAAAUUCGAUUUCAAGCGGUUUGCCAACCGCUUCGUACCGCAGGGCGUGGUAGACACCUUUGUUAAGUUCACUAGGUUCUACAAGGACCUCAACGACUCGCAGCUGAAGAGAGCACACCGGUAUUUCUACCGGGUAGCCUUCAAGCAAGACAUGAGCGUCAUGCUCUUCAGGGUAGACAUCAUCCACCUCCUAUACAACAUGAUCAAGGGGCCGGAGCCUCUUGACAAAAGCUCUGGUGUGUACAAGGACUGGGAGGAGUUGGUGAAGCAGAUCAUCAGGAAGUGCGUGCGAAAGAUCGAGGAGCGGCCGGCCCUGAUUAUCGAGCUGCUCUUCUCCAAGAUCAACAGCACUGCCCAUUAUCUGGAAUAUGGCUUCGAGAAGCAGACCAUCAAAACCAACCCAAAGCCCGGAGCGGAGCUCGUAUUUCGGCAUAUCCUGGAGAGAGAUCGACAGAUUGCGGUGGCUGUUGGUGUGUUGCUUGACAAGGGCCAGAAUGAUCACAUAGACUGGGUCAAGGAGCAGCUCGCUGCAGCCGAGAGUGAACGGCGCGGAUUUGAGGAGCGCGAGAAGGAGCGCGAGAAUGCAUUGCCCUCGGUGGAGGGAAGCGAGGCGCCGGCAGAGGGAGACGUAUCGGCCCCCCCACAGGUCAAGGAGGUGCCCGUAAUAACUAUUCGUUCCGGCGAAACCGCUGACGACGCUCGCCGUACUGCGAUCUUCAAGAACUCGCAUCUGCGUCUGCUCAUGAAGCUCGUAGGCUUUGAGCGGUUCUCCACUGUCGUGGACGAGGACCCCUAUGACCUCUGGUGUGUCCCCGGCAGUGUCACCGCCGACGAACUCAAGGAGUCCCUCGAUCUCAUCAACAAGGCCGAGUUCGACCCCCCGACCUUUGACAACGACGAGUCGGCCGAGGAUCAGCUGCGCCGCAAGUCCGCCGUCCGCAAGAAGGCCGCCUUUGACGACGACAACGACGGCGAGGAACUCGAUGACGACGACGACCUGCACUUCCCCGUCGGGCCGGCCAUGAGCAAGGUCGCCGACGGCUUCAUCGACGACGGCGGCAAGCCCGCCAAGAAGCGCAGGCGCAGGAGGAAGGGCAGCGAGGACGGCGCGGAGGAGGAGCUGACGGAGGAGCAGCUCGACGAGCGGGCGCGCCGGCGCCGGGACAAGGAGCGCGAGAAGGCGCUCAAGAUCAAGAGCCAGGUCUACGUCAACCCGAGCGACGACGAGACGGACGACGAGCGCGACCGCGAGUUCUUCCGGCGCGAGGAGGCCCUGCGGCGCAAGAACGUCAAGACGAUCCUGGGCGAGCUCGACGACGCGGAGCUCAACUCGCAGCCGUCGCUGUUGCUGUCGCAGCAGCAGCAGCCGAAGAAGAAGAGGAAGUCUACCGUGCUUCUGGACGAUAGCGAUGACGAAGAAGAAGACGUGGAGAAUGCCUCGGAUGGCGCCGGUAGCGACUCUUCCCGGGCGAGGAGGAAGAAGCGCAAGUCGAGAGCUGCUGCUGCUGCGUCUGCCGCCGACAGCAGUGACGAAGAAGGGGGCGCGGAUGCCCUGUCCAGUUCUGCCAGGCCGGCGGCAAGGAGACUGCAGCAGAAGCAGCGGGGUCCCUUUGUUGACAGCAGCGAUGAAGGAGACGAGGACGACGACGACGUGGCUGCUGUCUCGAGCCAGCUCAGUGCCGCGAAGCGUCGGACCGGUGGUGGUGGUGCUUCGGACGAUGGCGGGGAUGCCGAGGACACGCCCAUGUCGUCGAGCCCGCAUGAUGAUAGCAGAGGCGCCCCCAGCAAGACCGCCGAUACCUCCUCCCUUUCAAAGGGCGCUGGGGCUGCCGCCGACGUCGACGUUGACAUGGAUGACGAUGAGGACGAUGUGAUUGCCACGGCGCCCGCGAGGAGACGGGUGAAGAGCGGUUUUGUGCUUGACAGCAGCGACGAAGAGUAG
Thyridium curvatum is the source of this 3744-nucleotide messenger RNA. RefSeq lists its product as uncharacterized. Gene Ontology annotation, biological process: DNA replication checkpoint signaling; DNA repair; replication fork arrest. The coding region runs from base 1 to 3744 and encodes 1247 amino acids. Lineage: Eukaryota; Fungi; Ascomycota; Sordariomycetes; Thyridiales; Thyridiaceae. Gene Ontology annotation, cellular component: replication fork protection complex. Gene Ontology annotation, molecular function: DNA binding. The record is from RefSeq and is a predicted model, not a curated record. The transcript is spliced from 3 exons.